UGGUGAAGAAGAUCCGAUGGAUAUUAUUAACUUCACUCUUUGUUUCUUCAUUUUAUCGGUUUGGUUCAAGGCUAAAGCUGAAACUAUACCCACAGACAUCACCUUUACAGAUACCAUGCUGACAGAAACAGCUGAAGUGGUAACAAUCCCUUUAUGCGAUGCCAAUGAGACUUGUCAGCCUGUUACACCAGAUUUUGCGGCAGGCGCCUUCAGUGCCUUUAGUGUAAUUAUAGUGUCUGAAUUCGGUGACAAGACUUUUUUCAUAGCUGUCGUUUUAGCCCUGUCUCACUCCGUAAUCUCGGUGUUUGGUGGAGCAAUGCUUGCUUUAAUCCUCAUGACAGCACUUUCGGCUGGACUCGGGCUUGUAUCUUCUCUGAUUCCAGUAAUAUGGAUGCAUUAUUUAUCAGCACUUUUAUUCUUUCUUUUUGGGAUUAAAAUGCUUAGGGAAGGUUAUUUAAUGAGUAGCACUGCCGGUAAAGAAGAAUUUGAAGGUGUUCAAAGAGAUCUGGAUACCAAGAUGGCUGCUAAGGCAAAAGAUCUAGAAGCAGGGAGUCCUAAAAGUGUCAUUCGAUGGGUAUUCUUGGAAGCGUUCGUGAUGACUUUUCUUGCCGAAUGGGGUGACAGAUCUCAGAUAACCACGGUGAUCUUAGCAGCUAAACAUAGUGUGGUAGGUGUUGUUUUGGGAGCCGUUCUUGGACAUGCAGUUUGCACGCUAGUUGCUGUAAUGGGAGGCAAAAUAGUUGCUGAUCGAAUCUCUCUCCGUGUGGUGACAAUAGUUGGAGGAAUAUUAUUUCUUGCAUUUGCUGUAUACUCACUUCUGGGGAUUGCAGAUAACUCCUCGCCACCUCUGAGUUCUUCAUAAGAUUCUCCAAAUGUUUGAGUUCAUUUUAACUGUUUAAGCAGAUUCUCAUCAUUGUGAAUAACAGUAUUUAUUUUCAACGAAUAUUUGCGUGCGUAUAAAACAUUUCAUUGAAAUUAAUUACGGAUAAUUUUGUUCAACAUUAUAUUUAAUUACUUGUAUAUGUAAUAAAUCAUUUUUUUCAGA
This is a messenger RNA of Stegodyphus dumicola, 1045 nucleotides long. RefSeq lists its product as uncharacterized. Gene Ontology annotation, molecular function: manganese ion transmembrane transporter activity; calcium ion transmembrane transporter activity. The record is from RefSeq and is a predicted model, not a curated record. Gene Ontology annotation, biological process: calcium ion transmembrane transport; manganese ion transmembrane transport; Golgi calcium ion homeostasis. Lineage: Eukaryota; Metazoa; Arthropoda; Arachnida; Araneae; Eresidae. Gene Ontology annotation, cellular component: Golgi apparatus.